This is a messenger RNA of Triticum turgidum subsp. durum (durum wheat), 1785 nucleotides long. The record is from the annotation of a GenBank genome assembly. Lineage: Eukaryota; Viridiplantae; Streptophyta; Magnoliopsida; Poales; Poaceae.
AUGGCUUCCGACCAGCCGUUCGCAAGAGCACUGGUGAUCAUCUGCGCGAUCCUGUGCUCGUGUGCAUGCCGUGAAACAAAAGCAGCGAGAGGAGUGAACUACACGUUCGCCCGGGACGCGACGCGGGCGCCGGCGGUGUCGUACUACGACUACAUCAUCGUGGGCGGCGGCACGGCGGGGUGCCCGCUCGCCGCCACGCUGUCGCAGCGCUUCCGCGUGCUCCUGCUGGAGCGCGGCGGGUCCCCCUACGGCGACCAGCGGGUGGAGAACAUGACCCACUUCACGGCCACGCUCGCCGACACGUCCGCCGGGUCGCCGGCGCAGCGGUUCGUGUCCGAGGACGGCGUCAUCAACUCGCGCCCGCGGGUGCUGGGCGGCGGCAGCUGCAUCAACGCCGGCUUCUACACGCGCGCCAGCGACGAGUACGUGCUGGACGUCGGGUGGGACCUAGCGGCGGCCAAGGCGGCGUACCGGUGGGUGGAGGAUGUGGUGGCGUUCCACCCCGAGCUCGGCCCCUGGCAGGGCGCGCUGCAGAGGGGGCUCAUGGAGGUCGGCGUGGCGCCGGACAACGGCUUCACGUUCGACCACAUCGAUGGGACCAAGGUUGGCGGCUCCAUAUUCGAUGACGAGGGCCGGCGGCACACGGCCGCCGACCUGCUGCGGUACGCGCGCCCCGAGGGCAUCGACCUGCUGCUCCGGGCCAGAGUGGCCAAGAUCCUCUUCAAUGUCGGAGGGCGCCGGGCACGGCCGGUGGCGCACGGCGUCGUGUUCCACGACUCAAGAGGGCGGAUGCACAAGGCGUACCUCAACACCGGCCGCCGCAACGAGAUCAUCCUCUCGGCGGGCGCCAUGGGCAGCCCGCAGCUGCUGAUGCUCAGCGGCGUCGGCCCCGCGGACCACCUGCGCUCCUUCAACAUCACCCUCGUGCUGAACCAGUCGGCGGUCGGGCAGGGCAUGGCCGACAACCCCAUGAACGCCAUCUUCGUGCCGUCGCCUUCCCCCGUCGAGGUCUCCCUCAUCCAGGUCGUCGGCAUCACCCAGUUCGGCAGCUACAUCGAGGGCGCCAGCGGCUCCAACUGGGCCAACCCGCGCCACCAGGGCUCCGGCGGCAACCGCCGGCCGCCCCGCAACUUCGGCAUGUUCUCUCCACAGACUGGGCAGCUGGCCACGGUGCCCCCGAAGCAGCGCACGCCGGAGGCUAUCGCGCGCGCGGCGGACGCGAUGAGCCAGCUCGACGACUCGGUGUUCCGUGGCGGCUUCAUCCUGGAGAAGGUCCUUGGGCCGGCGUCCACGGGCCACCUCGAGCUGCGGAACCUUAACCCGGACGACAACCCGGCGGUGACGUUCAACUACUUCUCGCACCCGCAGGACCUCCGGCGCUGCGUCGAGGGCUUGACGCUCAUCGAGCGCGUCAUCCAGUCCAAAUCCUUCCAGAACUUCACGUACCCCUACUUCUCCAUGGAGGAGCUGCUCAACAUCACGGCGGAGUUCCCCGUCAACCUGCUGCCUCGGCACGACAACGACUCCAAGUCUCUGGAGCAGUUCUGCAAGGACACCGUCAUGACCAUCUGGCACUACCACGGCGGCUGCCAGGUCGGCAGGGUCGUCGACGCCGAGUACCGGGUGCUCGGCGUCGACGCGCUGCGAGUCAUCGACGGCUCCACGUUCAACGCCUCGCCGGGAACCAACCCGCAGGCCACCGUGAUGAUGCUCGGCAGGUAUAUGGGGGUUAAGAUGCGAGACGAGAGGGUGCGUGCUGAAGGGUUAAGGAGGAGAAAACUGUAG